AUGCAGUAAGAGCCCAAAUCCUCGUGUUAUCAAUAACAAAAAGAAAAACAAGUUAAAAGAACGCGAUUGGUUCGUUUAUACCACGCGCUUUUUGAUUCGUGGUGCCUCUGUCAUUCGUCGUGUUCACAUCUCCCCGAACCUCUCCUUCUUCUUCCUUCUCGUUCUCUUCUCCUGCUUCUGUCACAUCACCCUCGAAAUCUCACUUUUUUCGUUUUCACCUUUUUCAUAAUCACGAUAGCUAAGCUUUCAAUCCUUUCACAUCCAUUUCAUAUCAUAAUCUUCUUCUUCUUAUUAAGUGUAAUUAGGAUCAGAGAGAGAUUUAGCGAAAAACAACAAUGGCUCAAGCGGUUGAAGAAUGGUACAAACAGAUGCCGGUUAUUACACGAUCUUAUCUAACUGCUGCUGUUGUUACCACCAUCGGAUGCUCCCUCGAUAUAAUUUCUCCGUAUCAUUUGUACUUGAACCCUAAACUGGUGGUGAAGCAAUAUCAGUUUUGGCGUUUGGUUACUAAUUUCUUGUACUUCCGGAAGAUGGACUUGGACUUCUUGUUUCACAUGUUUUUUCUUGCUCGGUACUGCAAGCUUCUAGAGGAGAACUCGUUCAGGGGAAGGACUGCUGACUUUUUUUACAUGCUCUUGUUUGGCGCCACUGUGUUGACUGGAAUCGUUCUUCUUGGGGGGAUGAUACCUUACUUAUCAGAGUCAUUUGCUAAGAUUAUAUUCCUUAGCAACUCAUUGACAUUUAUGAUGGUUUAUGUAUGGAGCAAACAGAAUCCCUUUAUUCACAUGAGCUUCCUAGGUCUCUUUAAUUUCACUGCUGCCUAUCUUCCAUGGGUCCUCUUGGGGUUCUCUGUUCUUGUUGGUGCCAGUGCAUGGGUAGAUUUACUGGGAAUGAUUGCUGGCCAUGCAUACUAUUUUCUUGAAGAUGUCUAUCCUCAGAUGACCGGUCGUCGUCCCCUAAAAACACCAUCGUUUAUCAAAGCACUAUUCGCAGACGACCCAGUUGUUGUGGCACGACCUGCCAAUGUUAGAUUUGCUGCUCCACAAGUCGAUGAACUUCACUAAGAUUGAACGGUCCAUCCCUAUAUUGUGAGAGAACACACAUCAAUGCCGUCUAUGCUGUAAUAUGUAAAUGUCUAUCUUUUCAAACCUUUUUUAGUGUGCAAUUGUUAAUUAUUACAAUUUUAGUUGCACCAUGUCGAAUAUCCAUAGUUUUACCAGAAAUGAUAUAAUUGAUUUUCUGUUUUCUGAUUAUCAUUUAUCAGACACUCCAUAAUGUAGAUAUAAUAUUACCAUUCCUUUUUUUUAGUUA
This is a messenger RNA of Cicer arietinum (chickpea), 1311 nucleotides long. Its product is annotated as derlin-2.2. NCBI's taxonomy places the organism in Eukaryota, Viridiplantae, Streptophyta, Magnoliopsida, Fabales, Fabaceae. The record is from RefSeq and is a predicted model, not a curated record.